This is a messenger RNA of Nothobranchius furzeri (turquoise killifish), 2422 nucleotides long. RefSeq names its product plasmalemma vesicle-associated protein. NCBI's taxonomy places the organism in Eukaryota, Metazoa, Chordata, Actinopteri, Cyprinodontiformes, Nothobranchiidae. The record is from RefSeq and is a predicted model, not a curated record. Gene Ontology annotation, biological process: positive regulation of cellular extravasation; regulation of vascular permeability.
GUUUACACGUGAGUCACAGUUGAUGGCGGUCUUGUCAGCGCUGCCGUGAGGACACACCUCUAGGCUUCAUCACAGAAAAAGACUUUUGAAAUGAUCCUGAGUGUUACAUCUGCUCUGAACAUCAGCUGUAACUGACCUGAUUUCAGUGUUUGGAUGAUCUCGCCUCCCUCUCCUACCAUGUACAGCAGCAGCUACGGCCAGGUGAACAAGCUCGGCCCGGAGGCCCAGAAGAAGAUGCAGUACCACUCAAAAGGGAAGAGUUGUGGUUACUACAUGCGCAUUGUCUUCUUCUUCUCUUCGCUCAUCCAGUCUCUGAUUAUUGUGAGUCUGGUCCUCUUUCUGGUCUACGGGAAGACGCAGGACUCUGCAACACGAGUCCAGGACCUGGAGGAGCGCUUCAGUCGGCUUUCUAUUGAAAACGUUGACCUCAGAAAGCAGAGGGCCAACCUGACCAGCCUGCUGAACAUCACCCUCACCAGCAAGGCUCGUAACGACUGGGACCUGGCCCGGCUGCGCGGCAAGAGCAACAUAUCCAUCCUCAUAAUCCAGAACUGUGAAAGGGCAACGCAACAGCUCAACAUGGAAGUGACGAGCUGCAGGAUCAAGCUCUCUCAGUGCUCAACUGUAGCUUCACCGCGCAGCGUUUGUAACUGUGGGCUGCUGCACGAGCAAAUGAAAACCCGGCUUGAUCUCGUUGAGUCUAACUUCACCCAAACCACUCGAAGGAUGACGAUGGAAAGAGAACAGAUUCUCAAAGAGAAAGAGUCCCUGGUCCUGGAGGGCAUCCGCCUCAGGAGAGACAAAUCCACGCUGGAAAAGGAGACCGACGUUCUCAAGCAAAUGUUAAAAGACAAGUUCUCCCAGUUCUUGGGUUCUGUCUCCGGAGUCUCCAAGGCCUUACUGGAAAAAAUCGAGUCCUUUCCUCAAUACUAUUCCUUCCAAGUCAGCUGUCCGAAACAGAGGGAACACCUGGAGCAGAUCCACUCCAACUGCACCAGCUUGUCCCGGGAAGUGGAGGACAAGCUCCAGCUCUACCUGAACAGCAUCAGAGACCAGGUGUCCAACAUGCAGGCGGAGGACAGUCGCUUGAAGGCAGAGAACUGGCGUCUGUCUGAAGAUUACCGCUGGUGCAACCAGAACCGCUCGAGCAUCGUGGAGCGGAACAAACGGAGAGGAGAGGAGAUCCAGCAGAAACACGACCAGGACAAGGAGAGACUCCUGAUGGACAAAAUGAAGCUGAACGGUGAGAUCGACGUCCUGAGGAACAGCGUCAGGUACAAAGGUGCAGAAGUGGAUCACCUUAAGGAACAGCUGAAUCAGCUGAACUCGUCAUGCAUGAUGAAGACAGGACUAGGUGUCCUGGGUGCUCGGCCAGUCUCGCCUAAUCAGAAUGUGUGGAACCCACUGGGUGCUGGGGGUUCCAGCUCUUCUACCGGUGUGGGUGUUGGUAGUGCAGGGCUAGGUGGGCCAGGUUCAAGCCUUAGCGUUGGAUCAGCUUUCAAUAAGCUUACAUCACACGGAGCAGGUUCUUCAGGUUCCCCCCCACAGUCGUCUGGGUCAAGUUCCAGUCCGAGCAACACGGGGUUUGGGUUCGAUAAGCCUGCAUCAGCUGGGGGAGGCCUGCCCAGUUCAUCCUUCACGUCUUCUGGGUCAAGCUCAAGUCUGAGCAACACUGGGUCUGGGUACAGUAAACCGGGAUCAGCUGGGGGAGCUUCCUCAAGCGUUGGGUCAUCAGGGUCAAGUGGACUUAACAAACCAGCAGAAAGAGAGUGGAGCUCAACAAACAUCGGAUCAGCUGGGUCCAGCCCUAGCGUGGGCUCAAGCGAAACCAGUUCAAAUAAGCCAACGUCAGGUGUGAGAAGUUCCUCAGCCUUCAGCUUUGGGUCAGCCGGGUCAAGUGGGUCAGCUGGUAAAAGUGGGUCAGCAAGCUCUGGGUUUCCUUGGUUUGGGUUGGGGAGCAGUAACUCGGGGCAAAGUAAGACAGGAAGUAUACCCGGGAGGACAUCAACUGGGACCGGUUCAGGUGGAACUGGAUCUUCGAUUGGUGGAGGAAGGACAAACGGACUCACAGGUGGUCCAGGUAGUGUCAGCCAGCACAUCCAGGAACUGCAGCGUCUCAUCAACCCACCUGGUCCACAGGACAAACAGGAUCUUUCUAGAAUGCUGGGCUGAUCCAGAGCUACGAGCUUCUCAGAACAACAGUAAAGAGCUAACUAGCAUUCAUACACUGUGAACUAUUGCUCCAGGCUUAUGUUAUGAUCUAUAAACCAAGUUUAGCAGCUGAGGUCUGUAAAUGCACGCGUGAACGUAAGGUGUGCACGUGUGACGUUGGGUCACACACUGAAAUCCUGCAGUAGCAGCAUACAAACGUGGCAUGUGGUAUUCUGGGAUGUAAGAAUUAAAGCACGUUUAAACAAAGACA